Molecule: messenger RNA, 1541 nt
Organism: Cariama cristata (Red-legged seriema)
Lineage: Eukaryota; Metazoa; Chordata; Aves; Cariamiformes; Cariamidae
Gene: HINFP
Product: histone H4 transcription factor
Exons: 8
Biological process (GO): anatomical structure development; regulation of transcription by RNA polymerase II
Molecular function (GO): DNA-binding transcription factor activity, RNA polymerase II-specific; RNA polymerase II cis-regulatory region sequence-specific DNA binding
Source: RefSeq, a predicted model, not a curated record
GGUUUCUGUGCCCCAGAGAACUCAGCUGACCUCAUUCGCCAUGUCUAUUUCCACUGUUACCACACCAAGCUGAAGCAGUGGGGGCUGCGGGCCCUGCAGAGCCAGACAGAUGUGAGCCAUUGCCAGCUGGACUUCCAGAGCCGCAAUAUCAUCCCUGAGAUCCAGGAGGACUUCCUGUGUCUGUGGGAGUACUGUGAGAGAUCAUUUGACAAUCCCGAGUGGUUCUAUCGGCACGUGGAGGAUCACAGCUUCUGUUCGGAGUACAAGGCAGCGGGGAAGGAGAACCACGUGGUCCUCUGUGGCUGGAAAGACUGCGAUUGCACCUUCAAGGGGCGCUGCAAACUGCGGGAGCACUUGCGCAGCCACACGCAGGAGAAGGUGGUGGCCUGUCCUACGUGUGGGGGGAUGUUUGCCAACAACACCAAGUUCUUUGACCAUAUCCGCCGUCAGACUGCACUGGACCAGCAGAGGUUUCAGUGUUCUCACUGCUCCAAGAGGUUUGCCACAGAGAGGCUGCUCCGUGACCAUAUGAGGAACCAUGUAAACCAUUAUAAGUGCCCUCUGUGUGACAUGACCUGCCCGUUGCCCUCCUCCCUGCGCAAUCACAUUCGUUUUCGGCACAGCGAGGAGCGGCCAUUCAAGUGUGACUACUGUGACUACAGCUGCAAGAAUCUCAUUGACUUGAGGAAACAUCUGGACACACACAGCAAAGAGCCAGCCUAUCGCUGCGAGUUUGAGGCUUGCAGCUUCACUGCACGUUCCCUCUGCUCCAUCAAACUGCACUACCGGAAAGUCCAUGAGGGUGACUCAGAGCCCCGAUACAAGUGCCAUGUCUGUGACAAGUGCUUCACACGUGGAAACAACCUCACUGUCCACCUCAGGAAGAAACACCAGUUCAAAUGGCCCUCAGGGCAUCCUCGCUUCAGGUACAAGGAACAUGAGGAUGGCUACAUGAGGCUGCAGCUGGUGCGUUACGAGAGCGUGGAGCUGACAGAACAACUACUGAAGGACAGAGAGAAGCAGGGGGAGGCACUGGAUGGCUCAGCUGAGUGUGUGGUGCUGUCUGAGGGUGAGGGCAACCUUCAGGGCAUCAUUCUGGAGACCCCAGCAGAGGCUCCCAUGGUGGAGAACAGUAUUGCUGAGCUGCAAGUGGCCCCGCUGCGCCCAGCCCCUUGCUCUGCUGACAACCCUGAGCCAGCACAGCCGAGUGCAAGUGCCUUCCCAGGAGCAGCGCUGUCGGCAGAGCAAGAACCCAGCACCCUGGCCAACCCCAUCAUUCGUGUGGUGAACCGGACCAAUGAGCAUGGAGAGAGUGAGACUGUAUAUUAUGUCAUGGCCAGCACAUCCUCAGAGGAGCAGGUGGCAGCACCCAGUGGACUGGCUAUGGAGCUGGAGGAGAACGUCAUGGACCGUCUGCAGAAGACUGCUGAGGAGCUAGGCAUCCAGAUCGUGUGAGGUGCUCGCCUGCCUCUGCAUGAGGAAAGCUUGGGCCUCCAUGGGAUGUGCUGGUGAGGGAGGUUGGCAAGUGCUUGGGGGAGAGG